Molecule: messenger RNA, 435 nt
Organism: Penaeus indicus
Lineage: Eukaryota; Metazoa; Arthropoda; Malacostraca; Decapoda; Penaeidae
Product: casein kinase I-like
Exons: 1
Coding region: 1-435 (144 amino acids)
Biological process (GO): signal transduction; peptidyl-serine phosphorylation
Cellular component (GO): cytoplasm; nucleus
Molecular function (GO): ATP binding; protein serine/threonine kinase activity
Source: RefSeq, a predicted model, not a curated record
AUGUACGGGCGCGUGGUGCGCGUGAGCUACAAGGGCAAGGAGUGCGCCCUCAAGCUGGCCGCCCCCGCCUCCAAGGUGGUGUUCGAGCACGAGAUGGAGAUGCUGAGGCGGCUGCAGGGCGCGGGGGGGGCGCCCAUGCCCUUGGCGUACAGUGAGGAUCCGUCGUGCCUCCUGAUGACGUACCUGGGCAAGGAGUGCCUGGCCGACGUGCUGAGUGCGCAGCGCAGCCAGAAGCAGCUCCUGCAGCUGAGCGUGAAGCUGGCGGAGGCCGUGGCGGCCGUGCACGCCGCCGGCAUCGUGCACUGCGACCUGAAGCCCACCAACGUGAUGGUGCAGCUGCGCGGCGCAGCAGGAGCGCCGUCGGUGCACAUCAUCGACUUCGGGAUGGCACUUCCCGUGGGCCAGUGCCAUCCCGAGAGCAGCAAAGGGCGGUAG